Messenger RNA from Dermacentor andersoni, 12620 nucleotides. Its product is annotated as caspase-7-like. Lineage: Eukaryota; Metazoa; Arthropoda; Arachnida; Ixodida; Ixodidae. Gene Ontology annotation, molecular function: cysteine-type endopeptidase activity. The record is from RefSeq and is a predicted model, not a curated record. Gene Ontology annotation, biological process: regulation of apoptotic process; proteolysis.
UCAAUCAGCAGAGCAGUGAGAAGAAACGGAAAACACUGAAACCUUGUGUGUUGUAAAUUUUUUGCUCACUUGUAAAUAAACGAUUUCAUGACCAGAUCUGUUGCUUCACUGUCUGCAAUCAUAGUAAAUUCCUUAUAUGAGCGUCAAAAUGACAUGCUACAGACAAAAAGUGGUUUGUAAAUACGUCCAGACUUUAUCAGGUAAUGUCUGCAGUUUACAGGUCUUACGGCACGCAUAGGGUGAUUGACUGCUGAUCUCGAGGACGACGGUCGCAUUUUCAGGGAACCCGCCGUGGUUGCUCAGUGGCUAUGGUGUUAGGCUGCUGAGCACGAGGUCGCGGGAUCGAAUCCCGACCACGGCGGCCGCAUUUCGAUGGGGGCGAAAUGCGAAAACACUCGUGUACUUAGAUUUAGGUACACGUUGAAGAACCCCAGGUGGUCAAAAAUUUCCGGAGUCCUCCAAUACGGCGUGCCUCAUAAUCAGAAAGUGGUUUUGGCACGUAAAACCCCAUUAUUCUUUUUUUCAGUGAAGCGAUAUGCAAGGCGUCCGUGUGCCGUAUGAUGUCAGUGCGCGUUAAAGAACCCGAAGUGGUCUAAAUUAUUUCGAAGCCCCCACUAGCUCCUAACUCCCAAAACCAGCUCACGAAAUGCGCACAGACAAAACGCGUUUGAAUCUCGAUACAGUGCGAACUUGGCCCGUAAAAUUUCACAGGAGUAAUGAUUUGGGCUGACAUAACAUUGUUUUCAUGAUGAAGAUUCAUUCUUUGACGCUCGCAGAAAGCGCGCGAUACGCGAAACGGGCUCACUUUCACUUCGGUGGUAGAGAUGCAGCCGACGCGAGGCUGGCAAGGCGCUCAUUUCGGCUGCGUGCUUACCCCGCCUUGGUCAACAGCGCCGCCCCGCGGCAUGGUGCGCUGUGGGGUCACGUUUGCGCCGCCGGUAUUCACACCUCCCCUUCUAGCCACCCUAGCGUUGGCGGUACUUAACCUCGGCGGAAACGUGUAUGGGCCUUUGUGGCCUCAACCUCGCGAUUACCUUUAAUCGGUGUUCGUUGAAUGAAAGAAAAGAACGCUGGAGUGUGGUGUGAAUUUUUUCAGGAAAUGUUGGCAUGAAUGCGAUUCAAACUUUAAUGCAAGCAAUCAAUCAUCACCGCAGAUAGGCUCUGCUAUGCUUUUUAACUAGUAAUUUAAAAGCCACCUUCCGUCCGCCUCGGUAGCGCAGUAGGCAGCGCGUCAGUCUCAUAAUCUGAAGGUCGUGAGUUCGAUCCUCACCCGGGGCAAAGGCGGCCUAUUUUUUUUUUUUUUUUCAUAUUGACGUUUUAACAAUUAACAACGAUACUGUGAUACUUAUGCACAAUUUCUUGGUAGCUACCUACGACUUUACCGAAUUUCUUCGCAUGUUGUAUGUCUGCCUUGUUCAAUCACUUGCUACCUUUAGGCAGUCCGCCUGACAGUGUGCGAAUGUUUAAAGUGACUGGUUAUGCAAUGAGCCAAAUCGGCAGCGGCGAGCGCCCAAAUGUCCGCAAGACCGCUGUCGGGUUCGCCUAUUUUCACGGCCGGCGUCAACAUUGGCUCAAACGCUCCCACGUCCGACCACCCGCAACACCUUCCUCUUUGCUGGUUACAUUACUACCCCUCUCCACAUUUUACGUGUCGCGGGCCUUCCGAUCUGUCUUCGUUGUGCUUUGUGUGUGUGCAGUGAGCCAACGGUGCUUCAGCUGGUCCUACUUUUGUGUGUUCCGCAGUGAAUCGCUGGGUGUAAUCGAGUGCGCGCGCGAUGGAUCUGGAGCAUCGUAGGAAGUUCAGGGAUCCCGAUUUGAUCAGUGCUCUGGUGGCGUGCAUUGAUUUCGACGUUUUAGCGCCGAGUUUGCACUCGAGAGACAUCCUGACUGCCGCAAUGGUCGACGACAUUCGGGAGAAGGAAGGCCUGGAUGAACGCAACCUGGCCCUGCUGCAGCGGCUUCCCAAGAGGGGACCGCUGGCUUUUGACCGCUUUGUUGCCAUCCUUCGAGAGAAACGCAUGUUCCAGGCGGUCACCUUGCUGACGGGAGAGGCUCCGCCGGAACCACCUGUCCCUACUGUACUGCCACCUCCUCCUCACUCGACUCAGGCUUUCGGAGGUGGUGAUGCUCGUCUGGUCGUUGACUCUGCUCAAAAUGGUCAUGGGACAGUAGGUGAAGCCAGCAGCUCAGAGUUGCGGGUGGUUCCAGCCAAGGAUUUGAAGCAUGGAGAUAACAUAUACAGCAUGGUUCACUCACCGAGGGGCCUGUGCAUCAUCAUCAACAACUGUGACUUUGGAGGUUUGGCUGAUCGGCGUGAUGGAUCGGAGAUCGAUGUACGUCGCAUGGAGGCGCUCUUCAAGGCAUUCCUUUUCAACUGCAUUGUGCGCCACAACCUUUCCGCAUCUGACAUGAAGGCACUUCUGUCGUGGGCAGCCCAGCCCAAGCAGCAGGAGGGAGCCGACUGCCUGGUGGUAAUCCUGAUGUCGCACGGAAAGCACGACAUCAUUCAUGGCUCGGAUGGCGAGCAGCUGCAUCUGGCAUCUGACGUCUACGCAUUGUUCAACAACGAGCAUUGUGAAGCCCUGCAGGGAAAGCCGAAGCUGUUCUUCAUCCAGGCCUGUCGGGGAAGCAAGUUCGACAGUGGAACCUCCAAUAGCAUUGUGUACGACACUGCAGACGCCGGGCCAUUUGAGGUGCCUGAAUCAGUGUCAUCGAGUCCGAAGCGCAUUGCCACUUGGUCAGACAUGUACAUCGCCUAUGCAACCAUCCCCGGUUACACGGCACUCAAAAACAACGAAAGAGGUUCAUGGUUCCUCGCGGCCGUCUACACGGUCUUCAGUGAACACGCCAGUACCAUGCACUUGGAGAAGCUGAUGCACCGCGUCCAUGAUACCGUUAUGAGCUGGUCCUCCCAUGACGGCAGCAAGCAGACGCCCAAUGUGGAGUUGCUGGGUUGGAGGAAGAAGCUGUACUUCAACCCGGGCUUCUUCGUUGAACGCAGGCCAGAGGAGCCCGAAGUAUUCCACACUGCCUUGUAGAUUAUAUUGUGUGUGUUGACCAUAUUUCAAACAUGCCAGGGCCUUGACAAUCACCCUCUUUCGUGAAUGCAAAGUGUGCCUGCGAGAAUUGCCUCACCCGUGCUUGCUGCCAGCCUUGCAGAGACAGCCGCUUCAGUGGGAUCAGUAUACCCGCUGGUGCCAUUGAUGAAAAAGAAGUCCACAUGACCUGAAUAGAAUAAUUCCACUUUAGUUGAUUUUGUAGCAUUUGCAAAUGUACCAACAACUGUAGGAUUGCGGUGCCCAGUAAGCUUCAUGGAUGCACUGAGCUUGAACUUAAGGUGCCAUUUGGCUCAGCUCCAUUAAAAAACAAUCCAUGUGGCACUUUCUCACCAUUUUGCAUGGGAGCUACAUAACAUGAAGAAGGCUCAGUCUCUUCCUAACAUUAUACUAGUAGCACAGAAUGUGCUCAAAUCUGUCAACCCACUCAUUGCAGUAGCUUGCUUUUAUGCGUGCAGGUUAUGUUAUCUAAGCUUGGCUGAAAUGGAAUGGAAGGGUUCUAUAACUAAGGUAAAUCAAUUAACUGUGAGGCAACCCCUUCGAACUGUUGUGAUUUGAAAUAGCUUACCAACUUGCAUACAAACCAAGGCCUCUUGUUUUUAGACUGACGCGUCAAAUGAGCUCCUCAUGUUAUGUAUGGAUCCCAACAAUCUUCAGGCUCAUUUUGAACACCCAGUCACAGUUUUGCUUUCAAUGUACUAUUGCCGACCGAUAAUUCGGACUCGAUGGGGACUGCCUAAAUGUUAGAAUUAUUGGUAGUCCACAGUAUUGGACUUGCCAAAAAGCAAGUGAACCAUUCCACAAGUAGCCAAAAACACAGUUUGCCAUGCUUUCGGAUGACCACUUUCAGGAAUACUUUCACUUAUGCAGGAUUUUGUGUGACUAGUGUAGCAUAUAUCGGCAUCUACGAGCACCAGCAUUCUUGGCACAGCACCAAGCAUGCUGUUUCAUCAUAGGGCCAGGAGCCUGUUUUCUGUCGGCAUAUCUGGUGCUUUUCAUGGGAAAUGUUUCAAAGGUGAAGGCAUCUUUGAAAGUGAUCGUCUAAGAAUAUGGCCCUAGGUUGUAAAUGUAUUGGUGCACGCAUGUACGCUUGCUUGCCAUCUGCUUAGUCCACAUCUUGACCAUUGUCUUGCUGUUGCCACAGAAAGACGAAAGAAAAGCCAAUGCAUGCACCAAGUCUUCAUCCACUGGCAACAUAACAGAAGUUAACCACGCUGCCAUAGCUGUGCGGGGUCAGGUUUCUUUUUUCACAAGUCAUUGUCCGCCACUUCCCUCACCCAGUCAACGCCCUUGUCAGUGCAGACACCGAAGGUUGAGUUAGUGCUGCCUGAAACAACUUGAAGAAGUCAUCAGGACCAUGUUGCUAUUUAACACAUGAAACAACAAGCGCUGAACACACGGAACCAACACUGGUGGUACUCGCACUACAGUGCAGCUGUACAGUGGCUUCCCAGGUUUGGCUUUGCUUGUUCUGCGGUUUGGGUGCAGUUGGUACUACCUGGUAAGCUUCGCUGGUUUCGGUUUCGAGAAGAUGCUGGUAGCAUGGCUGAUGAACAUGCCACGGCGAUGCUGGAGCAACAUUGAGGCCAAAAGAUAGCUAUUUCUACUCGAUUCAGUGGUGAUUUAACGUAUGAUCAUGCAGGUGGAGUCCGAAUGAUUGAACGCCGUGCUUUAAGGUGUCCGAAAUUUCAGUCGUCCUUAUGCAGUCUAUGGGGCCAAAUGCAGUGCUGCGAAGCAGUUCGAAUUAUCAAGCAUGUUCGAAUUAUCGGGGUCUGAAAUACUGGUCAGCGAUAUGUUGUGGAUUUAAGGCAUUGCUCAUUGUGUAGUUGCAGGUACCUGUGCACCGUCCUUCUUUUCUCAAAGCUCAUGUUUGGUGUCUGAAAAGCAGAGCUGCAUGAUGGCAACUGCAAAGACAACCUGCACGCUGCCUCAUUUGAAAUUGAUGGGGGGACAUUAUGAGUGUCCCUUUUGAAACAGGGUGGUGGCUCUUGCCACCGAGCCCGAAAGGAAAGGUGUGUUAGGCGCCAUCUAUCUGCGGGGUAACAAAGCUGUCCAGUCAAUGAGGAUGCAGUACAGUUCUGAGGAAGCUGCUGUGGCAGUAUGUUUUGUUAGGUAGUGUUAUAACGAUGGCCUAUUCUUUUUUUCUUUCAUUUUUCAAGUUGGAAAUGAUACCUUGUGUUAAAUUCUGUACUAAUGUAGGGUAUCUGUGGUAUGAUCAAUUGUUGGAGGCAACCUGCAAGUGUGAUUUCGAGAGAUUACUGUAUUUACUCGAAUCUAGAGCGACCUUGAUUAUAGGCCAACCUUCAAAAUUUGCGAGGCCAGAAAGUAAUACAAAACUUUCUUCGAAUGUAAGCCGAACAAAGAAAGACAAUUUUAUUGAGAAAAGAGCAGGCAUUUUAUUACACAAGAGCACUUGUUGCAAGCAUAUCCACUGUUCAUCAUUCAUCAUUGUCAUCUGUGACAUCGCUGUGCUCUUUGUCGCUGACUUCUUCUCAUAGUGACAAUCCUCGCUUCCACCAAAAGAUUUCGAAAUACUGCACUUUCGUAUGCUCGCAGAAUCGUUUUCAGCUGGAAUUUAAUCUCAUGCUGCUGCGAUCCAGUUCGCCAGCUGGCUAAGCAAAGCAUGCUUGAUACUGGUAGAAGUGAGCUGAUGCUCUUGCGAUGCCAGCCAUCCAGUAUAACGUUUAUACGAGACCUAUCCUUUAAUGGCAGUUGAAGUUGGCUCGUCAUGCCUUCGAGUAUAAUCGCUAUGUCUGUACCUCUUUGCGAAAACACGGUCUUUGUAUCAGUCCAGCGACCACGGUAGCAUUCGAGAACAAGAGUUACUCCCCGCACAGCAGGGCUCCUGCAUGGCAUUGCCAAACCGUAUUAACCCAUUUCUCCUCCAUUGUGCUACUCGUUUUACCAUUCUUGCGAAUACGCACGACGAGAUUUUUCGCAAACAUUUCUCCAGCUAGAAGAGUCUUGCACUUGAAAACAAUGCAUGGUGACAGCUUUCACUCAUCGGUAGUGCAGCACUACAUUACCACUGUUGGUUGCUUCUUGUACCCCGUAGUUGUGAGUUUAACUUUUUUGGUGCCCUUUUCAUUAAUCAUGAACACCACAGGGAUAUCAAAGUAAACUGACAUCAGGUCACCGUUCCCAAUUUGACCUCGUAGGUAGGCCUUCUCCAGCUUUGAUUACAUAGCGCAGAUAUGCAACGAGCUUCUCCUUAGAGUCACUGGGGAGAUUUUGACUUACUGAAGCCGAAACACUUCAUAAAUUGCGUGGCCCCUGCUGGCCUUGAACUGGAUUCGUGCGACACCUGGCUUCGUGCAACAAGCCCAGAGAUUGCAGAUGAGGUGAAUGGCCACUUGUGUCAAUUGGAAAGGGUUAAGGGAGGAGGAGAGGUGACAGCUGCCAGAGACAGGCGUGCUCAUAAAUAAUGUUGCAUGAGCGUCAUGUCCAGCUGUUGCAUUGAAAAAUUGUGCAUAACGGUGUGACCAUUUUGUGUAAUGUAUAGAGUAGUAACAGAUCAGAUUCUUUUGAAGAAUCCUUUUUCAAGAAUUUCUCUGUCUCAUGAUUAGAUGCACAAUUUUAUUCACUCUAAAAGGCUGUCAUAGGCAAGUUGUUGGAUAGCACCUGGGUGUUGCAAAGCAUGAUUUUCAAGUUCUACCUGCUUUAGAUUUUCUUCUGUGCAUCUAAUGCUGAACAUGUAGCCAUGGAACUCAAAGACUGAAAUCAGUGACUUUAUUAUAUUUUUUUCAAUCACUUUGAUUUUUAUCCAUUUACUUCAGCACAAUGCAAGGCUCUAGGUUUUGCGCUGAUAAGUAAAGCAACAACUGAGCAGCUAUGUGAGGUCCACUCUUUCUAUUUCGGUUCCUUGCCAGGAUAACUGAAAAGUCUGCCCUUUAUCCAGGCGUACUUUCAUGGACAAUCUAAAUAUGAAAAAAGUUAGACUAACGGGAUUGCAUUUUUUAUUCUCUAGGCUUAGUUUGUGGUUUUUGCCAUCUUUGGCGACUGGAUAUGUGGCCGUGCAAAAUUGAACGCAUGAGUUAUCAAUUUGUGAAAGAUGUUGAACUGAACUGAAUUCUGGGGUUUUUCGUACCAAAACCAUGAUUUGAUUAUGUAUGAGGCAUGCUGUAGUGGAGGACUGCAUCUUAACAUUGAGAAACGUCAUACUUCCCUUCUGUAGUUCAUUUUUCCAUGAUAGUACCAGUAUUCUUGAUAGGUAGGGUAAUGGUCAGCCCAGAUGUAACAGCAUCUGGUUAUGCUAGCAGUUGAACUUUCACGUUUCUUUUAGUAUCACUGCAAGUGGACAGCACUCAAUGUGUGAGGCCAAUACUUUGUUGAGCUGUUCCUGGUUUGCCUCGUCAUUUAAUCAUACUUACUUUCUUCUGUGCCAUACAGUGCUCACAUGCGUGAGAUGCUGCUUACUGUAGCCAGCUAAGUUUGAUGGGUUCCUUGGGCCAUGUACUGCGCAAUUUUGUCCUUUGUGGCCACAUAGCUGUCACACUGCAAGGAGGAACCCGUGUUUGUGUUGUGUGCAAUGCAGUCUGUGUAGUGUGGUACGGCAUAUCUUUGUCAUACUACGUUCUCGAUGUAUGGUCUGUACGGGCAACAGACAUGGAAUUGUUGUAGCUCUAUUGCAUAGUUCUCAUUAUUAAUUUUAUUCAAUUUGUUACGAGUUCAAUGCUGCUGGGAGCACCAUAGUAAUGUCCAGUACACUCCUUUUAACCCUUCAAAUGUAGUUUUUUUCUUUCCUCAGUCCCUUCCAGGCUUUUUUCUUGUGUUGGUUUAUAGUUGCAGUCCAUGGCUACAUAAAAGCUGGUCUUUUGUUGUUGCUUUCUCCCAGUUGAGUAUCUAUGGACAAAUGAUAAUUUCCUUCAUUUGUCCUUUCCUUCAGUUCUGUGCUCUAAGCCUGUGAGCUUGGCAUCCAGGGUACCUUUCCCCAUUUUUUAGGCAUACAGUGUUUGACAAAGAAAAUCAUUAAUUUGCCUUUUCAGGCGGGGUGUGCGAAAAUCGUGUGCAGCAUAUACCCUUUAAUUUUUUUCAUUGCAUGUGGAAGCAGAGGAAACAUUUUUUUAAAGAAAUACCAUGGAGAAUUUAUUGCUGCUGUAUAAAGAUUUCUUUUGCUUUGAAUAGGCAGGAUUGUGUAUGCUCAAUAAAUAAAUUCAAGCAGACCUUUUAUUGUAAGGGCUAGCAACAUGUUCUGAUUGCACUGUGUGGUAUUUUUGGAAUGUGUUAGGGCUGUUUUGUGAAAUAACGAAAUGUAAGAGCGAGAAACUGAAAUGCACAACUGACAAAUGCAAAUAAAUAUGUGUACAACUGUGAGCUGAGAUCUAAGGCUGUGAAAUUUCCCUCACUGUGGCACAUUUUUGCUGACUCCUUUGAGACCUGUUGCAUGUCGAGAAGCUCAUUUCUGCAUUGUUGUCUUUUGUUCGUCAAACCACUCUCAGAGUGCUAGUGCCCGUAAUUGCAAAAAAUAAAAUAAAGAGGAGAUGAAAUCUAGAGUUUGAAAAUAUUAGCCACUGUCAUAACUAUGUACUGUCCACACAAGAAAAGCAUGAAAAAACUGAAGUGCAAAAAAUAUGUGCAAUGCACAGUAACUGCUUAGUAGUUUAUACAAGUGGUCUGCUAGCUUCUGCUGUCCUGUUGUAAGCAAUGCAUUGGUCAUGCAGGGACAUGCUUAAGACUGCUUACAGAAAUAGUAAUGUGUUAUAUGCAGAGAAGUUAAGGGGGACCUCAUAUUUCAUUAAAAGUAAUGCAGGUGCAUAUUUGGCUUUGAAGAGUGCAGUAAUUGGAAACAGUCCUGUUGAGCUGACGUACGAAAUAAUUGAGGCAUCUUGGAUUGCACAGUGUAGCGACAACUGUGUCGGCAAUUUCAGAACCAGAAUCCAUUUUGUUGUGAUGAAUAGAAAGACAGGAGGAGGCCCCAAAGUCAAAGACUACGAGGGGAUCUGCUCGAAUUCAUUUCUCAUUGUCAAAAAAGUACAUUAGCUGUUUGUCUGUUCAUCAUCAUCAUCAGCCUGGUUACACCCACUGCAGGGCAAAGGCCUCUCCCAUACCUCUCCAACUACCCCGGUCAUGUACUAGUUGUGGCCAUGUUGUCCCUGCAAACUUCUUAAUCUCAUCCGCCCACCUAACUUUCUGCCGCCCCCUGCUACACUUCCCUUUCCUUGGAAUCCAGUCUGUAACCCUUAAUGACCAUUGGUUACCUUCCCUCCUCAUUAAAUGUCCUGCCCAUGCCCAUUUCUUUUUCUUGAUUUCAACUAAGAUGUCAUUAACUCGCGUUCGUUCCCUCACCAAAUCUGCUCUUUUCUUAUCCCUUAACGUUACACCCAUCAUUCUACUUUCCAUAGCUCGUUGCGUCGUCCUCAAUUUAUGUAGAACCCUUUUCGAAGGCCUCCAGGUUUCUGCCCCGUAUGCGAGUACUGGUAAGACACAGCUGUUAUACACUUUUCUCUUGAGGGAUAAUGGCAACCUGCUGUUCAUGAUCUGAGAAUGCCUGCCAAAUGCACCCCAGCCCAUUCUUAUUAUUCUGAUUAUUUCAGUCUCAUGAUCCGGAUCCGCAGUCACUACCUGUUCUAAGUAGAUGUAUUCCCUUACCACUUCGAGUGUCCCGCUACCUAUCAUAAACUGCUGUUCUCUUCCGAGACUGUUAAACGUUACUUUAGUUUUCUGCAGAUUAAUUUUUAGACCCUUUUUUCGUCUUUGCCUUUCCAGGUCAGUGAGCAUGCAUUGUAAUUGGUCCCCUGAGUUACUAAGCAAGGCGAUGUCAUCAGCGAAUCGCAGGUUACUAAGGUAUUCUCCAUUAACUUUUAUCCCCAAUUCUUCCCAAUCUAGUUAUCUGAAUACCUCCUGUAAACACGCUGUGAAUAGCAUUGGAGAGAUGGUAUCUCCCUGCCUGACGCCGUUCUUUAUUGGGAUUUUCUUGCAUUCUUUAUGGAGGACUACGGUGGCUGUGGAGCCGCUAUAGAUAUCUUUCAGUAUUUUCAGAUACGGCUUGUCUACACCCUGAUUCCGUAAUGCCUCCAUGACUGCUGAGGUUUCGACUGGAUCAAACGCUGUCUCUUAAUCAAUGAAAGCUAUAUAUAAGGGAUGGCUAUAUUCCGCACAUUUCUCUAUCACCUGAUUGAUAGUGUGAAUAUGGUCUAUUGUUGAGUAGCCUUUAUGGAAUCCUGCCUGGUCCUUUGGUUGACAGAAGUCUAAGGUGUUCCUGAUUCUAUUUGCGAUUACCUUAGUAAAUACUUUGUAAGCAAUGGACAGUAAGCUGAUCGGUCUAUAAUUUUUCAAGUCUUUGGCGUCCCCUUUCUUAUCUAUUAGGAUUAAGUUAGCGUUCUUCCAAGAUUCCGGUACGCUCGAAGUCGUGAGGCAUUGCGUAUAGAAUGUGGCCAGUUUUUCUAGAACAAUCUGGCCACCAUCCUUCAACAAAUCCGCUGUUACCUGAUCCUCCCCAGCUGCCUUCCCCCUUUGCAUAGCUCUGCCUGUCUUUUGAGUGUGGUUCAUUUCUAGGGACUCCGGCCAUUUCUCGUGCACUUUGUAUUCAACACAGUUGAUGUAUAUCAAUCCCUCAUUAAUGAAGCUUACUUGGUGGUCAUUGAUGUCCUUGUUUCCUGAACUGUGUUAGAGCUGUGUUAAAGGACACCUACUGUUCUUUAUUUUUCCUGAACCUGUGCAUUGUGUGUUUGUUGUCGACCUCGUCAUGGAAGUUAUGUUGUGUUAAGAACAGCCUAGCCAACUGUUUUUUUUUCACAAACAAUCAGAUUUGUUUAUUUUGGUAGAGUACAAAAAUUGACAAGAACAAAGAACAUAAAAUCUGUCAGUGCCUUGUUCUUUACUUUUCUGCUAUUACAUUCUACAAUGAAUGUCAUCCAUCUUGCCCAACUACUAAUGCUCAAGCGUUGUUCGCUCACAAUCAUGCUCAAGAGAACAACAUGUGUGGAUAGGUUAUGUGAUGUGCAAUGUGAGUCGUUCAGGCUGCAGCCAAAAAUGUACCUUGAUCACAGUGAUGUGCCUUAAAAGCUUCAGUUUUGAUGUGUGUUUAUUUCUGGACAUAUUAUAGGUUCACUGUAUUGUCAUCUGUACCUGUUCAUGUGUUCUAUCUGUGCAUUAGUGCAACUAAGACUACCUUCUGCUGUGUGAUCGUGAAAGGGCCACUUCUCACCACUCAGCACUUUGUAGACAUCUGUAUUGUACUUUGUUGGCUCCUGUGAAUAUGCGUAUGUAUAUGUCUGGACAUAUUUUUUAUUGUUGUCUGGCCAUUGCAAGUGUUAAAUUGAUAGCCAAAGCGAGAGAUGAAAACAUUUUUUUUAAUGCAGUAAAAAGGGGCAAGUUCUGUUUAAUUUUAGUGGGCUGCUUAAUCCAGUAAUCCUGUUGUUUUUCUCCUCAAUUUACAUUAUUCGCCAUGAGCGUUGCUUAUAAAAAUACAAUUGCAAGGGAGAUAGUUGUUCCAACUGUCCACUCACUUCCUGCAGGUUUUUUACACGACCUUCCUUACCUUGUAUAUUUUCACCAGCAGAACAGCAUGUCAUAGUUCUGUGAUGUCAGGCUUUUUGUGCAGGAGUGCCUGCAUCCCCUACUGCACCCUUUUGUUUAACAGUGUUUUGUGGUGCAGAACAGUCUGAUUCUGUUUUUAGUGAGUUUUAUAGUCAUUGAUGUUUUUCUGUAGUGCAGUCAGUAGCCAGGUAGUUCAUUUCAAACAUAUUCAGCUUACCCACCAUCGGAGUGAGAAGGAAGCAUUGCAACCUGCUAAAACAGAUUGGCAAACGUGACGAUGGCGUCAUGCAUAUUCCAGUUGCUUUUUACUGAGCUAGUUCAGACCUUGAUGCUGUAAGAAGCCUCUGGAAGUAUCCAUCAUCCUUUGUAACUGGCACAGAUAUAUGUUAACAAUAGCUGCUGACUUACUAACUACUGUAAUUACCACUUUCUUCGCAAGAAGUGCAGUGGAAACAUGCUAUUGGGCACAUUUAAUUAUCAAAUUCUCACUGUCCUUAACUGUAGUAAAACACCACAUUCCCUUAGAGCUUGGUGCUGUUUUGCGGACACGAAUUGGUCUAGUGCUGUGCAUGCAAGGCGCCUGCAAAGACCAAAGGCACAGGAAAUUAUGUCUGUGCUUGUUCUACCGCUUUUUUACGCACUGCUGUGGAGCUUGUCCUUGUCAUGGUGAACAAAUGUGUGUGCAUUUGAUUUUAGGUACUUGAGGAUUUUAUGUUGAGUGUCAACAAAGGCUGGCUGCUUUGUUGAUACCCAACUUGCCUGCACCAGUGAAGAAUGUGGCCUUUUAUUCACACAGAGCUCAAUUUUAUGUAAGUUAUCUUUAUUUGGACUGAAUUUUAGUGGGGAUUUUCUUCUAAUGAAUAUAGAAGAGUGUACUUGCACUUUUCACUUUGCUCUGAGGAUGGAAUAACAGUGUAUCAGUGCUUAGAUGUUUGCAAAGUGAGAAUGUGUUAUUUCCAAGGUGCAAGAUCUCAUAAACUGCUGUGCAGUGUUGUGUAUCAUGACUUUAAAAAAUACUUGUGCCUUAUUACAAGUUUUAUGUGCAUGUAAAUACAAAAAUAAAUAAAGUUUCUUUUUGAUUUGUUA